CCCCCCGGCCCGCCCGGGGGCGGGGACUGCCCGCACCACGCGGCCCGGCGCAUUGUGGGCUCGUCACUGGCGGCGGCUGCCGGGGGCUGUAGUUCUGGGCGGGAGCCGAGCGGAAGCCAUCGGGGCCCUUCCGCAGCCGCCGCUCGGUGGCACGCGGGGCUGCAGCGGGAAGGAGCGGCGCCGGAGGGAGCGCAGCGCGGGCGAUGAUGGCUGAGCCGAGGAGCUGGUGAAGCUCCCAUGAAAUAUCCUGUAGCAACUUCUACUGCUCAGUAUAGCCCAGGUGGAAUAACCAUGUCCUAAGAUGGCAGUAAAUCUGGAGUAUGAACCAGCCUACAGAAGUGAGUUGAUGCCAGAUUUGUGAGUGUCUCUGUGGCUUGAUGGCUCUCACUCUAAACCAAAGCAGUCUUUUUAUCAAAGCAGUAAAGGAGUGGUGCACAAUGUGACUACAGAAUGCUCUUUCCAAGGAAGUGAACUGUGAAGGAAGGACUCAUGAGUUUUGCUCCCAGGGGCUUGGACAGCAUCCCUGAUGUCUGCUCCAAUGAGGACCUUCCUGAGGUAGAGCUGGUGAGCAUGCUGGAGGAACAGUUGCCAGAUUACAAGUUACGAGUAGACUCUCUGUAUCUGUAUGAAAAUAAAGACUGGAUUCAGUCCAGUCCUUGCCAUGGCCGCCUUCCGGAAAUCACUUCUCCGGCUCGUGAUGAGGAGUCCUUCCGUUACAUGACUCUUAUUGAACUUCCUUCCUCCUCCUUGGAUGGAUCUCACAAGUUUGCACAAGUUCUUGGCACAGGUAAUGCAGAACAGAAGACCUAUAGUGACGCUGACAUGGUGAAACGUCUGUUAGCUGAGAAAGAUCGAGACCUGGAACUGGCAGCUCGAAUUGGACAGGCCCUCCUUAAGCGAAACCAUCUGUUGAUGGAACAGAAUGAAGCCCUAGAAGAACAGUUAGGACAAACUCUAGACAGAGUUAACCAGCUGCAGCACGAGCUGUCAAAGAAGGACGACCUGCUGCGUAUUGUUUCAAUUGCUUCUGAGGAGAGCGAAACGGAUUCCAGCUGUUCCACACCGCUCCGUUUCAACGAGUCUUUCACGGUACCACACGACCCGUUGCAGCUGGAUGUCUUGCAGGAUAAACUCCGAGAGCUGGAAGAGGAGAACCUUGCUCUUCGGUCGAAGGCUUGCCAUCUGAAGACAGAAACCAUCACGUAUGAAGAGAAGGAACAGCAGCUGGUCAAUGACUGUGUCAAAGAACUCCGUGAGUAUCCAGGUUGCAUCUUGCAGUGGCAAAAUGGUAUUUGAAAUACCUAGUGUCUAUACCUUCUUAGUUAACCAUGAAUCAGAAAAUGAGCUUCAGUAAUUUAUGCCAGUCAUUCAAGACUUGCUCUUUACCCGAACAUAAAAUUGUUUCUGUAUUUCAUCAAGUUUCACUCUGUCAUUUAAAUGUAGGUACGUAUGUUGUGUUUAUA
Pipra filicauda (Wire-tailed manakin) is the source of this 1463-nucleotide messenger RNA. Its product is annotated as trafficking kinesin-binding protein 2-like. The record is from RefSeq and is a predicted model, not a curated record. Gene Ontology annotation, molecular function: GABA receptor binding. Lineage: Eukaryota; Metazoa; Chordata; Aves; Passeriformes; Pipridae. The coding region runs from base 490 to 1296 and encodes 268 amino acids. The transcript is spliced from 8 exons. Gene Ontology annotation, cellular component: dendrite. Gene Ontology annotation, biological process: neurogenesis; anterograde axonal transport of mitochondrion.